UGCGUCAUCACGUUUUUGUGACUUGAAAUGCAUUAUGGGCAGCUGCAGGUCCAUAACAUGUGCUCCGUCCCUCCCAUACCCCUUUCGGACGCAACCUGGAGGCCAUCGUCAACGACAUUUUGUUUCGGAGUUGAAACUAUUUUAACAUCUAUUUGACUCUGUGAAUUAAGGAUUUAUUCCGACGACACCACAGACGGUGAUUGCCGGAGCAGUGGAAAAACGAGCCAAGACGUUUUUGAUGUUAAACUUUGUUGCUGACUGUCCACAGCAGUACAUUGCGGAGCUUCCUGCACCGGUACUCCUACUGCUUCUCCAUAACGGGCCCUGCUGAACGCCAUCUAUAAAAGGUCUAUGUGAUGACAACUGUGGCUUUUUCUUCUGUCCUUUGUUUCUUCUUUGUUUUUUUUUUAAUGUUGAAUGAAGUGGACUUGUAAACUUUGUACUUUUUUUUUUUUUGUGGAAAUCGUAAGAGAAUCAUUGAACAUUACCAAAGUAGCCACAGACAUUACGGAAGAAAUUGUCCACUACCCUGCAUAUACAAAGACUGUGCACAGUAUUUCAGAUCUAAAAAAUCCUUGCAGGUCCACUUGAGAGAUCAGGGGCUCAUAGAACGGAGUAGUAAACUUGUUGGCUUUAAAGUAAAAUGCUUGUUGUGUGACUUUGAAGAGGCAGUCGGCCUAAAACCAUAUAUUGCUCAUCUUGGGAAGCACCUGAGGAAUAGGGAGACUGUUACCUGUCCUUUUAAUUACUGUCUUUUCAAGUCAAAUGUUUUCUCUAGUUUUACAUCACAUAAAUCUCGUUGUCACCCACAUUGUACUUUAAAAGACUUAAAGACAGAGAUCACUGUCCAAGAAUGUGAAUUGGCAGAAUGUGAAACAGCUGAAUCACAGUCACAUGUUGCUGACAAUGAUUUUCAUGUGCCACUUGAGGAUAAUUCUGAUAAUGAACCAGAGUACCAUGACGCCACUGAAAAAAUUCAGGAAAGGCUUGCAUCGUUACUUCUGCGAAUGCAAGCAGUCCUGCACGUUUCCAAAUUAGCCACUCAAGAAAUAGUCAGUGAAUUUUAAGACAUUGGUGUUUUGAUUGGUGAACUAAAUGAGUAUACAGUAAAAAAGGUCUUAAGGCAGCACAAUUGUAACGUUAAUGAAAACACUGUAACUUUGGUAACAGAUGCCUUCCACAGCCUCAAUCCACUCAGCUCCAUUUCCCAGAGUGGGUGUCUGGGAUCAGAUCAAAAAAGGUUAUCCUAUUUCAAAGAAAAAUUUGGUGUCAUAGACCCAGUUGAGUAUGUUUUAGACUUGCCAUUAAAGAAAACCUUUGUUUAUGUCCCAGUUCUAAAAACGCUGCAAAGAUUGUUAAAUAGGGGUGACGUUAUUGACAAAGUUUUAGAAGAAGCCAAUACAGAAUCACUACCUGGUCAUUACAAGACCACAUUUGAUGGAUCAUAAUUUAAAGAGAACCCACUUCUGUCUGGGGAAGAUCAGACUAUUUCUUUAGGUCUGUAUAUUGAUGAUUUUGAAGUCUGUAACCCUUUAGGCACCUCAAGAAAAAAACAUAAAUUGUGCGCAAUAUACUGGGUAAUAGCAAAUUUACCUGUUAAAUAUAGAUCAUCACUGUCUAGCAUAUAUCUUGCUCUCUUGUGUAAAAGUGUUGAUGCUAAAACAUUUGGAUAUGACAGGAUUGUAGAACCACUUUUGAGAGAUCUCCAACUGCUUGAAAACCAAGGUAUUUACAUUAGCAGGUUGGGAACCAGUGUUAGGGAUACAGUGUUGUAUGUAUCAUCUGAUAAUUUGGGAGCACAUUCAUUUGCUGGGUUUCAGGAGUCCUUUAACGUUGACAAGUUUUGUCGUUUUUGUUAAGCCAGUCAUAGUGAUAUUCAGAGUUGUUCUGUACAAAGUAAGUCAUUUGUAUUGAGAACCAAAGAGUCCUACAAUGAGAAGGUUUCCAGGCUGAGGGAGAAUGAGCGCUUGAAAAGUGUUGACGGAGUGAAAAGAGACUGUGUAUUGAACAAAUUAUCUUACUUUCAUUGUAUAACAGGUUUUCCUCCUGACUUUUUACACGACCUUCUAGAAGGUAUUGUCCCUUUUGAGCUCUGUUUGUGUUUGAAAAAAUUCAUUGGACAGAAGUACUUCACAUUGGAUUAUUUGAACACUGCCAUACAGCGCUUCGCCUAUAAAUUUUCUGACAGAGUUAACCGUCCACAGAAAAUUCCAGAAAAAGUACUUGUGAGUGAAACUGUUGGAGGCAACGGUCGUGAGAAUUGGACUCUUUUGAGGUUGCUGCCUCUGCUCAUAGGUGAUGUUGUUCCUGAAGAUGAUGACGCAUGGUCUGUAAUUCUGGAACUUAAAGACAUUGUGGAACUUUUGGCAUCCUCCAGUUUUACAGAUGAAAGCUUGUGUUACCUUGAUGCCAAAAUAAGUGAGCACAGAAAACUGUUACUGAUCGUGUUUCCAGGCCUGAAACUCAAGCCUAAACACCAUUUUCUGGAACACUAUGCUCAUUUAAUCCGCUGCUUUGGACCACUGGUUGAUUUUUGGACAUUACGUUUUGAAGCUAAGCAUAGCUUUUUCAAGAAAGUGGUUCGUGAUGUCAAUAAUUUCAAAAACAUUCUAGAGACUCUGUCCCUUAGACACGAGCUUAUGUUGGCAUACUACCUGGACAUGCCCAGCCUGUUUAAACCAACAGUGGAAGUAAAAGGAGUAUCAAUUGUUUCCCUGGACAUUGUGGCCUCCUCUGUCAAGCAAGUGAUUGAGAAGAAAUGUAGAACUCUGAGCAGUGUAUCUCUGGCCACAACCGCAUACAUACAUGGAACAAGAUACACCAAGGGAAUGUUCGUGUCAGUUGGAAGCACAAGUGGACUUCCUGAUUUUUGUAACAUUGUCCAUGUGUUGCUUGUAUGCAACAAGCUAUUCUUUCUUCUUGAACCUUUCUCAGCUUGGUAUUUGGAACGCCUCAGAUGCUACGAAGUCUGCAAGACAGACCCUGCUCAACUGAUGGUAGCUGAACCUGAAGACCUGAACCACUACAUUCCAUUGUCAGCAUACACUGUGCAGGGCCGACUCAUGGUUUCACCGAAGGCGUUUCUUGUACAUUGAGUUGGAGUUUGGAGCAUCAGCUUACAGCUUCUGUCUUGUCUUUAACAAAAAAGACAGUUUCAUCAUGCUGCUGCACAUCAUCUUGAGCGAAAAUGACAUUAGAAGGGUUACCAUUGACAACUUGCCUGAGACUGUUGAUGAUUUCUGCUCAAUCCUGAAGACCAAACUGGGACUGGAGGACGACCUUGUGAUUCAGUAUCAAGACCCUGAAUUUGAUAAUGAACUGUGCAAUUUAAGUAGCAUGUCGGAGCUUCCUAAAGAUAAAGCAACUUUGAAAGUGCACACCAAGUCUUCUGAAUCAUACCACACAGACUCAACUCUAGACACAGCAAGCCUGUCAUCAUCUUCCUUCGAGGAGGGCCCCAGUGGUACCCAAACUCGUCAGCUGCCUCAACCAUUUGUCAUUCCUGCUUUUUCUUUUGAUCUUGAGUUGAAACUGAAGCAAGGAAAUGAAGCCUACAUAGAGAUGGGACCCUUCUUGACAUUUCAAAAGACAUGAAAUCGGACAUCUUAGACAAGUUAGCAGAAGCCAUAUAUGCUCACAAUCCCUACCCAUCACGUGAUGAGUAUGAUCAUGUGGCCCAAGCUCUCAUCAACAAGCAUCCUUGUUUGAAGGAACCAGGGUCUGUCAGUGGGUGGUAUUGCUGGAAGUUCAGUUUAAAAUUCAAAAUGGGCAACUUCCGGCAGAAGAUGCGAGUGGCUGGAUGCUCCGAGCUCAUAGUCAAUGCACGUACCUCUGGAUCAACAAGUUCAAAAAGACUAAAGAGGGCCAUAAAGUCAGAAGUGAACUUCCUGCCAGAUUUUCCAGAAGGGAAAGCCCAAAGUGACCUUGAGAUAGAGAGAUCUGACAUGGUCAGUGAGAUGAAGAAAAGAAAGGUUGACUAGAAGCAAAUUGGUGAAAUGAUGAGUAACACAUUCCCUUUAUGGAGGAAGGAGAUUGUUGAAGAUGAACCCCUUGUGGCACAAGUCAAAGACAGGUGGCCAGCCUUGUUCUCUGAACGGCAGAUUGAAGCAGAAUUUGCUCGCCUUACAUCUGUUGAUCUGAAGGGCUCCUUCUUCGCUGGGCUGGACCAGUAUCUGGCAAGGUUCCUUGAGCUGUACAAAGCAAAGAGUGGCAUAGUGGACCUGACCAGGCUGAUGAGAUGUCUCAAUGAUGACAGCUCCAUACAACAAAAGAGGACAGUUCUUCUGCUGGGCCUUCCUCACUUUCUCAAGGACGGUCCCUCCUGUUUCUUUAAGACUGUCGAGGCCACAGAUGAUGAGGACACGUUCACAGAGGGGAUGAAAGUUGGUGUUGUGAUGGUGAAGGACGGAGAAGACAUCAUUGACACGUCAGUGGUCCUUGAGGAAGCAGUGAUCCUGUCUGAUCUGAAGGACAUCCCACGUGCCAUUGCCUUGCUGAUGGGUCUUCUUUUUGCUCUCAACAUAGACUAUCCAAAGGAACUAAGGUACACAUUUGAAGUCAUUCAGAAGGUCCUGAUGAACAUCGGUGGAGGACAGUGUUCCUCACUUGUGCAUCGUUUUAGAAACAGACUCCUGCAGAAAACCAUGUGAGAUUGUGCUCAGAUGACUCAUCUCAUGCCUGAGUGUUAAAACUUUCUGGUAUUCAAGUCAAGUUCUUAUUUUGUUAUCUAUUUUGUAGUAUUUGCAAAUGCUAAUUGUUCUGUUUUGUACAUUACUAAAUAAGCAGACACAUGGCAGCCAAUUUCUGCCAGUAAAAGAAAAAAUGUCCCCCAUAGAAAAUCGAAAUUAUGAGAUUAAAAAAAGUCGAACUUGUGAGUUUAAAAGUCGAAUUGAUUGAAAAAUUGUGAACAAGAAAAGUCGAAUUGAUGUCGAAAUUCUGAGAUUAAAAAGUCGAGUUUAAAAAAAUCGAAAUUAUGAGAGUCAGAAUUUCCACUGGCUUACCAUGGGAGCAUUUUUUCCUUAACAGACGGAAAUGGGCUUCCAUACAGAUGUAACUGCCGACAGUUUAUAAAGUCUAUGUUCAAGGCAAAAGAUGGACCUAUUGCCAUGACACUUGCUAAGUUCCUCUGAGUAACUACAGUAUACUGUAUGGACCUCUGUUCCUUUUCAAAGAUCCUCACGAUCAUUCAUAGUUUUUGAAUUUUUUUUUUUUUUUGGUUCAAAUUUUUGCGUCGUUUGCAUAGUGUUGUCUUUGUAUUCAAGACAGCAAUUUUAACGAUUAGUCCUGUGGAAUUGGUUGAGAUUUUACGUUCAACAAAUGUUAGAUGCUGAGUAGUGUGUGCAUGUUGCUGGACAGUGCUGUUUAUUUGUUGCUAUUUUAGCAUUUUCAGUUUUAUGGUGACAGGCAUAUGUGCAGUUUAAGAAAAUGUUACACAUGUAAAGCCACUCAUUCUUGGAAGUAUUGACAAACUGAUACUUGAAAUGUUUUAAUUUUAUGCAGGGGGUUGAGCAAGUCUUGAUCUGUUCAAAUAUGGCCUAUGGUGUUGGAUGUGAAUGUCAUCCUUGAUCUUUCUGUGGCCCUCCACUGACAGCAUUUUCAUUUUUAGUGACAGCCAGAUGAGCAUAUGUAAAGCCAUUCAUUCUCUUAGAUGGCAAUAUUGUCACAUAAUACUUGCAAUGCUGUAAAUGUUAAGGAGGUUGAGUAAAUCUUGACUGUUGACAAAGUGCAUGCAGCAAUAAAUGUU
Messenger RNA from Epinephelus fuscoguttatus (brown-marbled grouper), 5743 nucleotides. RefSeq lists its product as uncharacterized. NCBI's taxonomy places the organism in Eukaryota, Metazoa, Chordata, Actinopteri, Perciformes, Serranidae. The record is from RefSeq and is a predicted model, not a curated record. The transcript has 8 exons. The coding region runs from base 3996 to 4649 and encodes 217 amino acids.